UUCCUUUAAAAAAUUUCUCUUAACAGAAAAGUCACAAUCUCCAGAGAUGAAACCUAUGAUGAGCAUUUUGAGCCUCUUCUUCUUUCUUUUUCUUCAUCAUAGUUUCCUUAGUAAUACUCAAAAUAUUUCUUCAUACAUUUCCAAUUGUGGGAAUCUCACCAUUAAAUACCCUUUCCAAUUACAAUCCCAAAACACUCAAGAAAAUCCAAACUAUAAUAGGUUUUCCCUAAGAUGUACUGAUCAAGGCAAUACACUUCUUAAUAGUCCAUUUUCAGGAGAUUAUCUUGUACAAGAAAUCAACUCUUCCACUAAAGAGCUAAAACUCCAAAAUCCCUCUACUUAUCCAAGAAAGCUUCUAUAUUUAAACCUUUUUUCUUCUUCUUCUUCUUCUUCUCAUAAUUAUACCUUCUCCUUUUUAUCUCAUUUUCAUGGAGAUCUUCGACUAUCGUGGGAUGUUCAUCUUGAUAGUAACAGGACAAGCAGAGAAACCAGCAAUUCCAAUGUUCCAACUCCAAGAACAGAUAGAACUUCACAUAAAGAAAUAAUCUUGAUCUUUUUCGUGGGUGUGUCCCUCGUUUUACCAUCCGUUCUUUGUUUAAUCUGCAUUUCAUGCCGAGUUUUUCUCGAACUAAGCCACCGCCGCCAAGUGGCCGCUGCCAGAGCCUCUAUGGAGAGCUUAGCACCAAUGCCGAUGAUUGUGAUAGAAGGGCUUGAUGAAUCCACGAUUCAGUCCUAUCCCAAAGUGGUUCUUGGUGAAAGCCAGCGAAUUUUGGGAAUAAACGUUAUGACUUGCGCAAUAUGCUUAGGUGAGUACAGUGCAGGAGAAACACUGAGAUGCAUACCUGAAUGUGAACAUUGUUUUCAUGUUGAAUGUGUUGAUAAGUGGUUGAAGAUGAAUAGCACUUGUCCUGUAUGCAGAAAUUCUCUUCAUUCAUGAUCUUGUGCAGAUGCUUUAUAGCUUCAGUGACUUUGACUUGAAUCUUGUAUUUCUAUAAAUAUUUUUUCUCAACAUAAUAUGAACAAUAGAUUA
Solanum dulcamara is the source of this 1030-nucleotide messenger RNA. Its product is annotated as putative RING-H2 finger protein ATL21C. Lineage: Eukaryota; Viridiplantae; Streptophyta; Magnoliopsida; Solanales; Solanaceae. The transcript is spliced from 2 exons. The record is from RefSeq and is a predicted model, not a curated record. The coding region runs from base 47 to 937 and encodes 296 amino acids. Gene Ontology annotation, molecular function: polysaccharide binding.